Asparagus officinalis (garden asparagus) is the source of this 1257-nucleotide messenger RNA. RefSeq names its product 14-3-3-like protein GF14-E. The coding region runs from base 160 to 936 and encodes 258 amino acids. Gene Ontology annotation, cellular component: cytoplasm. The record is from RefSeq and is a predicted model, not a curated record. Gene Ontology annotation, biological process: signal transduction. The transcript has 6 exons. Lineage: Eukaryota; Viridiplantae; Streptophyta; Magnoliopsida; Asparagales; Asparagaceae.
GUGCUUCCCACGUGCCCACCCCCCAUUGGGAAAUCGACCACUUUGGGCCGAUUAUUUCUAGGGCUCUUCAUCCUCGUCCCUAAUUCCACCCUCUCUCUCGAUCUCAUUUGCCCUAAUUCAGUCUCCAAGAGCGAAAGGUAUAAAAAGAAAAGAGGAAAGAUGUCUUCAUCUCGAGAGGAAAAUGUAUACUUGGCUAAGUUGGCAGAACAGGCGGAGAGGUAUGAGGAAAUGGUGGAGUUCAUGGAAAAAGUAGUGAAGACCGUGGAAACCGAAGAGCUCUCUGUGGAGGAGAGGAACCUUCUAUCUGUUGCCUACAAGAAUGUGAUUGGGGCUCGCCGAGCCUCGUGGCGUAUUAUAUCCUCCAUUGAGCAGAAGGAGGAGAGCCGUGGAAAUGAAGAUCAUGUGAACAUUAUCAAGGAGUAUCGGGGCAAGAUUGAGACAGAGCUCAGCAAGAUCUGUGAUGGGAUCCUCAAACUUCUCGAGUCUCACCUUGUCCCAUCCUCAACUGCUGCUGAGUCCAAGGUGUUUUACCUCAAGAUGAAGGGUGAUUACUAUAGGUACCUUGCUGAGUUCAAAACUGGUGCUGAGAGGAAAGAGGCUGCUGAGAACACACUCUUGGCCUACAAAUCUGCUCAGGACAUUGCUGUGGCAGAGUUGUCUCCAACUCAUCCGAUCAGACUUGGUUUGGCGCUCAAUUUUUCAGUGUUCUACUAUGAGAUUCUGAACUCACCUGAUCGUGCUUGUGCUCUUGCAAAGCAGGCAUUUGAUGAAGCUAUAUCAGAGCUGGACUCUUUGGGCGAGGAAUCUUACAAGGACAGCACAUUGAUCAUGCAGCUUCUCCGUGACAAUUUGACUCUAUGGACCUCUGACAUCACGGAGGAUGCUGGUGAUGAGAUUAAGGAGGCUGCAAAGAAAGAGUCUGGCGAGGGACAGUGAUACUCAUCUAUUAUUCCAGACCCUUAGGCAUUAGAAUAUUUCCUCUGGUACUGGAAAAUAUAGAUAAGCUCAUCUGCUAGACCUUUGGUUUUCAAUUUAUAGAAAUGUAGUCAGCAUUCAUAUGCUCGACGAUAAAUAGCUCAGGACCAUUUUGAGCUUAUGGAUGGAUUGUUCUAGACCUUUAAAACAAAACAUAUUUGGUAAUUCAUGUCGGUGUGGAAGCAUUCUUCUGGGGUGUUAAUGGCCUUGUGGUUAUUGUGGGAAAUCCUUUUGUAACAGUUUUCUUUCUUCUAGUUAUCAUCCAUGCUAAUGUUUGAUAUC